CACCGAUGGACAUAAAAGGGGAGUUGAAAUACAGAUAUGGCAUCAAAAUGAACUAUAUGAAAGCUUGGAGAAGUAAGGAACAUGCAGUAAACGACUUGAGAGGUAAUGCUAGUGACUCGUACAGCCUAAUACCGAGUUUCUUACACAUGGUGGAAAAAACAAACCCUGGAUCAUUUGUCGAUCUGAAAACGACAGAAGACAACAGCUUGCUCUUUGUUUUCAUGGCGUUGGAUGCAUCCAUAAAAGGGUGGGGAGCAUGCAGACCGAUAGUUGUUGUGGACGGAAUGUUCCUCAAAGCAGCUUAUGGGGGAACUUUGUUGUGCGCAUGCACACAAGAUGCAGCAGGUCAUAUUUUUCCACUAGCGUUUUGUGUUGCAGAUUCUGAGAAUGACAAAUCUUGGAAAUGGUUCUUCAAAAAAUUUAAAGAAGCGUAUGGGGUACGGGAACACCAAUGCCUAAUUUCAGACAGGAAUGAAAGCCUCAUCAAAGCAGCAAGAGAAAUCUAUCCAGAAAUUACACACAGUUACUGCGGUUACCACAUUUUGAGCAACCUUAAAACAAGCUUCAAACAACAUGCUGCCAAAUACAAUCUGCCAUUCUUUGGAGCAGUCAAAGCCUACACAGAAAAGCAAUUCGAGUUCCACAUGGCUGAAUUGGAUGGAUUGGACAAACGCAUAAGACCUUACCUAAAAAAAGUCGGUUAUGAAAAGUGGUCAAGAAUUCAUAGCCAAAACAAGAGGUAUUCUACAAUGACCUCAAACAUAUCAGAAUCACUGAACGCUGCAAAUUUGGCAGCAAGGGAGCUACCAAUUACAACGCUGCUAGAAUGCUUGAGAGCAUUGGUGCAACAAUGGACGCAUACUAAUAGGACAAAAGCACACAACACCUUCACUAAGCUAUCACCAACUGGAGAAGACAUACUGUUGAAAAAUUACACAUACUCAUUGAAUCUGGAGGUUAAAGCAACAACAGAUUACUUGUUUGAGGUAACAAGAAUGAAAGAAUCGUGGGAAGUAGACCUAGAAAAAAGAACAUGCACGUGCAACAGGUUCCAAAUAGAUGAAAUGCCAUGCGGGCACGCUGUGGCCGUGAUGAGGCAGAUGAACAUGGACCCGUACACCUACUGUUCAGAUUACUACACAAAAAAAAAUUGGCUGGCAACUUAUUCAGGGACAGUUUACCCAAUAGGACACCAAAGUGAGUGGGAGGUACCGGAAGAAGUGAAGAAUAUUAUAGUCUUGCCUCCACAUGAAAGAGUAAAAUCAGGAAGACCAAAAACAUUAAGAAGGAAGGCUGGAUGGGAAAAGGAUCAACACAACAAGUGCAGCAAAUGUGGUGAACUGGGGCAUAACAAAAGAACAUGCAGCAGAAGACGUAGAAGGGAAUAA
Molecule: messenger RNA, 1388 nt
Organism: Cannabis sativa
Lineage: Eukaryota; Viridiplantae; Streptophyta; Magnoliopsida; Rosales; Cannabaceae
Exons: 2
Coding region: 6-1388 (460 amino acids)
Molecular function (GO): zinc ion binding; nucleic acid binding
Source: RefSeq, a predicted model, not a curated record